Molecule: messenger RNA, 489 nt
Organism: Solanum dulcamara
Lineage: Eukaryota; Viridiplantae; Streptophyta; Magnoliopsida; Solanales; Solanaceae
Exons: 2
Coding region: 1-489 (162 amino acids)
Source: RefSeq, a predicted model, not a curated record
AUGGUAGGGGCUGUCAUUCUAGAGGAUGUGGUGGCCAAGGUCAUGGUGGUCACCAGUACAGCAGGGGUGACGGGUAGGUUGGAACUACUAGAGUACAGCCCGGCAAGGGAAAUGGUCAAACAAGCGAUAGAGCCCAUUGUUAUGCUUUCCCCGGGAGGUUUGUCUGGAGUGCACCCAGUGUUUCAAGUGUCUAUUCUAAAGAAAUAUCAUAGUGAUGGAAACUAUAUUAUUCGCUGGGAUUCGAUCUUGCUUGAUAAGAAUUUUUCUUAUGAGGAGGAGCCUAUAGCUAUUUUUGAUAGGGAGGUCCGGAAGUUGAGGUCAAGAGAGAUUGCGUCUGUGAAGGUUCAAUGGAAGAAUCGUCCAGUUGAGGAGUCCAUUUGGGAGAUUGAGGCUGAUAUGUGUGGAAGAUAUCCACAUUUGUUCAUCAAGUCAGGUACCCUUUUCUACCCUCAUUUUUCUUUUGACCGCUCGAGGAAGAACGGUGGGUAA